GAAGCCACUGCAAGGCGGUGCACGGCUAAGGGGAAGGCGAAAGAAAAUAAGGACUGUAGCAUUCUCCUUGUCUUUCUCUUCUUAAAGGAAUCUUCUUUGGUGAACUCAGACUCAGACGAUUUGUAGAUGGCACUGGCCUGGCUCAGUUUACAAAUGGAAUUAGUAUCGCUGAGCAGCUGCUGUGGACAGAGGUUUAGGGUGAACACAUCAAAUGACCUUAUUUGCAUAUCUUUCUGAGAGUGCGCAGGACUGAAAUCCAUCGGCAGAAUGCCAUUUCCUAAUUUGACAGUCUCAGCGAACCACAGUUUGGGGGAAGAAGACUUCUACAGACCCCUUUCUAUUUUCAGUGUUUUAAUAUUGACGUUGCUUGCCAUGCUCGUUAUUGCCACCUUUGUAUGGAAUGUGCUGGUACUUGUGACGAUCCUCAGGGUAAGAACUUUUCACCGUGUGCCCCACAACCUGGUUGCUUCUAUGGCUAUCUCUGAUGUAAUGGUUGCAGCACUUGUGAUGCCUCUCAGUUUGGUGCAUGAACUCAAUGGUCGGCACUGGAGACUGGGGAGGGUGCUUUGCCAAGUAUGGAUAUCAUUUGAUGUCCUCUGCUGCACAGCAAGCAUCUGGAAUGUUACAGCCAUUGCCUUGGACCGCUACUGGUCAAUCACCAGACACUUAGAAUACACACUGAAAACCAGGAAACGAAUUUCAAACGUCAUGAUUGUUAUAACAUGGGUUUUGUCUGCAGUAAUCUCCCUUUCCCCACUGUUUGGUUGGGGAGAGACAUACUCAGAAAAUGAAGAGCAGUGCCAAGUUAGCCAAGAGCCUUCGUACACCAUCUUUUCAACAUGUGGAGCCUUUUAUGUUCCCCUGUGUGUCGUCCUGUUUGUGUAUUGGAAGAUUUAUAAAGCUGCCAAAUUCAGAAUUGGAUCCCGUAACAAAAAUACUAUAACACCCAUGGCUGACGUUGUGCAGGUAAAAGAAGCCUCCCAUCAGCCACAGAGGGUGUUCACAGUGCGACACGCCACAGUCACUUUCCAGACAGAUGGGGAUACUUGGAGAGAACAGAAGGAGAAGAAAGCUGCCUUGAUGGUGGGAAUCCUCAUAGGGGUGUUCGUUCUUUGCUGGAUCCCUUUCUUCAUCACAGAACUCAUUAACCCUCUAUGUUCCUGUGACAUCCCUCCUAUUUGGAAAAGCAUUUUCCUGUGGCUUGGUUACUCCAACUCGUUUUUUAAUCCGCUGAUCUACACAGCCUUUAACAAAAACUACAACAACGCCUUUAGAAAUUUGUUUUCUCGACAGCAGUGAGCAGCAUGGAAUUUUCUGCGUCCCACAGAGAGACUUUAAAAGACUUCCCACAGUGAACCAAUGUUAAUGUUGUAUCAAGUACUUGAGAAGGCUCCUUCUCCUGUCACUUAUUAUCAGUUGUUAAUAUAGUAACUGGGGGGAGGGGGGGCUUUAUUAUUAAAAACAUUAAUUAUUAAAAACAAAAACAGCUGAUGCCCACUCAAGCAGUGACAGAGAUACACUGAAGAAAAAAACAGAAUUAAUAGUGAUUAGUGAACAAACAAUUAGCAACCUACUUUGUAAUUGGCAACCUCCUUUGCAAUUAGCAACCUGCUUUGUAAUUGGCAACCUCCUUUGCAAUUAGCAACCUGCUUUGUAAUUGGAAACCUAUUUUGCAAUUAGCAACCUACUUUGUAAUUGGCAAACACCUUUGCAAUUAGCAACCUACUUUGUUUUGUUUCAAGGUUGGACUUCCGAUCUUGAAGUAAUGCAGUGAACAUUGAACACAUUGAAUUGAAAUGGGCAAAAUAACUAUUUUGUAUGUUUUUGAUCAAAUACAUAUGCUACUUUUUGUGCUGCAUAUACUGUAGCUCAUGGAUCUUAGCAAUGUGAUUAUAACGUUACUCAAUAAAACAUUAGUACAAUUCUGUGUCCAUGGACAGUAAACACAUGGUUGAAUCUUAAUUUACCAAUAAGUUAUUGCAAAAAUUAUACGACACUGGUCUAUAUAUCCAACCCCAGUAUAAAUGUUUUAAUAGAGAAUGUGCCCACAGUGUUUUUAACAUUGAUGUUGAAACUAUACAAUAGGGUUCUGAAAAUAUGUGUUACCUUUGUAUCUUGUAAGGUUUACAUCUUCUGUAAUUUCAAAUUUUUUAUGAAGAAAAAAAAUAAUAUCUGUUCCAGGCAGUGUGGUGUGACACGCUGCCAUUACGGAUGCUGUCCUGUCAUUGAAACGAGAGGAGGUGAAAAGCGAAAAAACCACAAAUGCAUACAAACCCAUUUUGCAUUGUGGGUAAGACGUUCGCUAGUGGUGCGCAAGGUUACUGGUUCACACCCAGCCUCCACCCCAAUACAUAUCCCAGAGAUUUUAUUCUUUCCGUUUUUGUAUGUAUUUGUUUAUUUAUUAUGUAUGUGUUUAUGUGCUUAUGUAUGUAUUUACGAUCAUGCAUGGUGUUAAUACGAACAUGGUGUGGAUUGUGUAACAGUUAUUGCAUGCUUGUUGAAUGAACAGUUGUGCACCUCUUUUCACAGAUGCAUUUAAUUGUUAAUAAACGAUAGCAUAAUAAAAUGCAGCUGUGCGCUCGUGUUGUACUGGUAUAUUAUGCUGCAUUACUUUGUUUUAGAUGGACAAUCCCUAAGAGUUUUGUGGAACUUGUGGGUUCAUUUUGGUAUUGUUGUCUUUUGAAAUUGUUCAGACUAAAGUGUUUAAAAUGUAACUCUGUCAUGGGAUCAGUGGUUGUUGUUGUUUGUGUUAGUGUUCUUUUUAAAACUGUAAUUUAUUUAUGAAAGUAUUACAAUCAUUGAACACUCUGACACAUUGUUACUGAGCUAGUUAAUCGGGCAUGUAACCAGGUUUGGACCAAUCACAGUCCAAUGUUUUUUUUUUUUUGGUUUUUUUUUAAAUUAUUAUUGAUUAUUGCUUUUAUGGUACAUAAGAACUAUUUUUAUAGAUAUGUAUAUUAAAAAAAAAAGUAUUUUAUAGCUUUUACAGCCCAUGCUACUGAACUAUUUUGCUCUACAUCCAAUGUAUAUGUUUGUAAGUUACACAAUACUGUGUAUACAGUAUUAAAAUGAUGUCUGCUACUGUAAUAAGCUGAUGUUGUACUUCUCUUAAAGGAGUGCUACCCAAAGCUUUAUGAUACCUCCUGUUAGCACCAGCAACAUUAUCACAUGUGCAAGAAACAAACAAAAAGCUGUUCAUUAAAUAAAGGAGAACAACACUUACUGAGCUUUACCCCUUUUGUAUGAAUGGAAAAAGGUUAAAUGUGUUAUCACUUGAAAACAACCUUUCUAAUAAUCUACCUUAGUAAUGUUAUGACUUAUAUACUGUACUUGCUUUGUAAGAAUGUCGCUUCAAAUGAAUGAAUAAUACAUGGUAUGGAUUAUUAUCUGUAGCCACAAUUCAGGGAAUCCAAAUGAAUGCUGCAUAUUCUGUUUAAAAAUUGACUUCAUGAUCUUCAAAACCAGAUUUCAGAACCAGAAAACAAGAACAAAAAUAUAAAUAUAAAUUGUUGAACUUAGUAGUGGUGUGGUAUUUGUUGACAAUACCAGAGUGAACUGACAAGAAGCACAUUUUCCUGACUAGAUUUCAAGAUGCAGAUAUGUAUUACCAAAUGAAAGAAGUACUCAUUAUAGGAAGUGUCUGUUUUAUUAUUAUUUUAUUUCAUAGCAGCUAGUGAAAAAGAAAUGGACCAGCGCUCCUUACAAAUAUUCUACCUUGUUAAAAGCAGUUCAACUCCCAGAUGUCGUUGCAACUCUCUAAACAUUUCCUCUCACCUUUCCUGUUGCGAAUGCUGCCUU
Messenger RNA from Acipenser ruthenus (sterlet), 3798 nucleotides. RefSeq names its product 5-hydroxytryptamine receptor 5A-like. The record is from RefSeq and is a predicted model, not a curated record. Gene Ontology annotation, molecular function: G protein-coupled serotonin receptor activity. The transcript is spliced from 4 exons. Gene Ontology annotation, biological process: adenylate cyclase-activating adrenergic receptor signaling pathway. Bases 268 to 1299 code for a protein of 343 amino acids. Gene Ontology annotation, cellular component: plasma membrane. NCBI's taxonomy places the organism in Eukaryota, Metazoa, Chordata, Actinopteri, Acipenseriformes, Acipenseridae.